AUGUAUUACUUUGUUCUUGGUGGCAACGGUUUGGUGUUAAUCGACGUCGCUAAUCGCAAGUUCUUGGCUGAGUUUCUCCGAGCUCUAAUAACUUAUGCAAGAGAGGAUCAGAGAUCUCAAGAAGCUCAUCGGUUGGAGUUUCCUCUAGACUCUUCUAUUAUUACCAUCAUCGGAGCCUCAACGAUGGAGUUCCUUUCAAGUGGGAAAUGCAGCCGGGAACUCCCAUCAAUCCUCCCCCUGAAGAAAUCGUUCCUCCGAUUACUCCUCCUCCGGCACACCUCAGCCGUAGCCUCACUAAACCUUCGUUCGGAGAAUCAAAUAAACGUUCUCUUUUUACGGCGAACGUUAAGCUUUGGAAAUGGAAGAAUAUUCGAAACAAAUAUUUCUCUAAAUGGUCAAGCCAAAGCAUGCUUAGUCGAGAUAAUAAGAAUGCUCGUCAUGGUGGUUCAAAUUCUUGUGGUGAAUUGGAGAGAACUGAGAAGUCUGAGGAUUACAGAUCAAGCUGCUCUUCUUUUUCUUCAACGUCAUCUUCCUCCAAAGAUCGGAGAUAGGUUAAGGAUUACGGGUGAUUUAAUAAUAUUUACGUUGUCGUCUUUAACUUUGUAA
This is a messenger RNA of Brassica oleracea var. oleracea, 606 nucleotides long. RefSeq lists its product as uncharacterized. The coding region runs from base 1 to 606 and encodes 201 amino acids. The transcript has 3 exons. The record is from RefSeq and is a predicted model, not a curated record. Lineage: Eukaryota; Viridiplantae; Streptophyta; Magnoliopsida; Brassicales; Brassicaceae.